Corapipo altera (White-ruffed manakin) is the source of this 1601-nucleotide messenger RNA. It is a transcript of the gene IFT38, whose product is annotated as clusterin associated protein 1. The coding region runs from base 1 to 1242 and encodes 413 amino acids. NCBI's taxonomy places the organism in Eukaryota, Metazoa, Chordata, Aves, Passeriformes, Pipridae. Gene Ontology annotation, cellular component: centrosome; intraciliary transport particle B; cilium. The record is from RefSeq and is a predicted model, not a curated record. Gene Ontology annotation, biological process: cilium assembly. The transcript has 12 exons.
AUGUCGUUCCGCGACCUCCGCAAUUUUACUGAGAUGAUGAGGGCACUGGGGUAUCCUCGACUCAUAUCCAUGGAGAAUUUCCACACCCCAAACUUCAUGCUUGUGUCAGAAGUGCUCCUGUGGCUGGUGAAAAGGUAUGAACCUCAGGCUGAUAUUCCUGCUGAUGUGGAGACAGAGCAAGACCGGGUUUUCUUCAUUAAGGCCGUGGCUCAGUUCAUGGCUACCAAAGCUCACAUCAAGCUGAACACUAAGAAGCUGUACCAGGCCGAUGGUUACGCGGUGAAGGAGCUGCUGAAGGUCACCUCAGUGCUCUACGGGGCCAUGCACACCCAGGGGGUGCAGCGGGCAGACCUCAGGGAGGAGGACUCUGCCAAGUUCAAGUUGGAUCUGGGCUCAAAGGUUGCUGACCUGAAGGCAGCUAGACAGCUUGCUUCUGAAAUCACCUCCAAAGGAGCAGUUCUGUAUGACUUACUUGGCAAAGAAAUGGAACUAAGGGAAGCAAGAACAGAAUCUAUUGCCAGACCUUUGGAGAUAAAUGAGGCUGAGAAGGUGAUGAAAAUUGCCAUUGACAGUGUUCUGGAACAAGUCCAAAAGACUAAAGACAUGUUGAAUAAUGUGGCUUUGGAUGAAAGCAAUUUGGAAGCCAAGAUUGAAAAACGAAAAUUGGAACUGGAAAGAAGCCAGAAGAGGCUACAGACUCUACAAAGUGUUCGUCCUGCUUUUAUGGAUGAGUAUGAGAAGAUUGAGGAGCAGCUGCAGAAACAAUACAGUAGUUACCUCGAAAAAUUCCGUAAUCUGACCUACAUGGAGCAACUCCUGGAUGAUCAUCGACGGGCAGAGCAAGAGAUGUUUGAGGAAGCAGCAAACAUGUUACGGCUUAUGCAGAACAGGCUGAAGGAGGAGGAGCAACACCUGCUAAAGAGUGGAGGUAAUGAUGAUUCUGACAUCGACAUUCCAGAGGAUGAAGGAUCUGACAGUGAACUGGAAGGGCAGAUCAUGAAGCAGCACACCAGCACAGAAGCUCUGCUGCAAGGAAGAGCUGGCACACGGGUCGUGGGAACAAUGCAAGGUGGAGAAACGGAGGAAGAUGAGGACUCGGGGGAUAGUGAGAUUGACCUGGAUGAAGAUGAUGAUGAGGAGGAGGAUGAUCUGGAAGAUGACAGCAUGGAAAUCUCCCCAAGCAAAUCCAGCCACCGAGCAAGGAAGCCAGAGCCACUGGAGCAAAGUGAUAAUGACUUCUGACUCUUCAGGAGCAGGAGGCAUCUUGAAACACAAACUUUGGAGAGAAUGCAGGCCAGGAGCAAAUAUCCUGCCAUCUGAAAAGUGCAUGUCAGCAUGAAUUUAGGAGUUGGUGAAUAAUGGUCAUUAAACUUAAAAAUUAAACUUGGAUUGCCAGGCUUGUGACUCUCGAAGCAUGAGCAGUUUAUCCACAAGGGGAAUCACAGUAAUGUGAUGUUAUUUCCAUAAUUACACUAAAACUGGCUCUCGUGCACUGCAGUGCCAGAAGUCUCACUCCAGUGAGCACUGUGUACCUGAUUUCCCUGCAUUUUAUUAUGUCCAAACAGAUUUUUUUUUGGCUUAAUAAAACUGAAUUAAAAGCU